GCUCAAGCUCGCAUCAAUUCUCCAUGGCAACUACCGUUACACUACUGUAGCUGGAGCUGCAAACCCAACCGUUUGAUCAUUCUGAAACAAGAUUCUGACAAUUUCUUGGGAUUUUUGUUAUAAGAGGUAUACAUAUUUUGGAAGAUGAUGUAAUAUAAAGAAGAUCUGAAAGGAUUUUUUUUACACUGAAAACCAGCUAUUGGCAUUGAAAAUUGAACCGAUACAGGCCUAGGCCAGGCCUGGCAGUUUGUGAUUGGUAUGCCAUAACAAAUCUGUGUGUACAACACGUAACGAAAGAAAGCAAUGGAUGACACUAGAAUUGAAUGGAUGAAAGUAAGGCUGGAGGAGGGUUUGCCAUCUUUGACAGAAUCUUCAAUUUUUGAAGAGUUUAUUGUCAGGGAGGACGGCAAAAAUGAAACCAUAUUACAAGACUUCUUGAACAAUGUUUCCAAGGGAGGAAGUGCUGUUUUAUUCUAUUGCGAGGAAAAGGAAGAAGAGGAGGAAAUUGAAGUUGAAAUAGAGCCAGAACUACCUGUAGAUGAAAGCUCAACUGUUGAGGAAGAUGUAACCUCAAAGACCCAAUCUGCACUUGGAAGUGUAGCAAAUGAUGAAAACGGAACACCAAGCAAAGAUGGGAAAGAUGAUGCACCAAAGGACAUAGAAAAUCAAGACAGCAUAGUCAGUGAAGUCAUGGAGAUUGGAGAUGAACAAAUUGAUGAAAAAAAGAUGAUACAAAGAACAAAAAUAAUAACCCAGAAGGUGACAAGGAAAUACCUCCAAAUGCAUAUUGGCACAUUACCAGAUUUUGUUGAUGAGGAAGUAUUCUUCUUUAUGCAUAAUACCAACCAGGCUGCACCAAUGCCUUCAAGUCUUGAGGAGGCUGAGCAAAUUUUGGCAUCUGUAUUUGAAUUUGGCACUCUCAAUGCACCACCUUUGUUCACACUGGAAGAGGUCCUUUGCCACAUAUACAAUUUGCUUUUAAGCUAUAACAGCCAUAAAAGUGAAACUUACGAAGGCAUGUCAGAGACAGAGAUUAUUGCCCAGCAAAAGGCCCUGGAACAAAGGAAUAAACUGUUUGUGAGAGAUGACUUUUUAAUAAGCCUGCAGAAGUUUGGUCUCACAAUAAACCGAACAAUAAAACAAAUUGAAGGUGAUAUUAAGCUUGAUAUCUCUCCAAGCCUGAUGAAUUUGGCAGGAACAGUAAAGUCCUAUGCAAAAGAUAGAAGUUUUGUCAUGAAGCUUGAAGAAACCCUUCACAACUGGGAGAUGACAGUUGCCUCUGCAGUAGAACAGGUGCUGCGAAGGACACCCCAAGGUAGUGGCCCAUUGGGAGAGGUUGACUUUUGGAGGGAGAGAAAUGCAACAUUGAGUGCACUGUACGAGCAAUUGAAUCUCCCGGUUGUUAAAAAAGUCAUUGACAUUCUUACAGAGGCACAAUCUGAAAGCUUAGCUGGCUAUGACUAUCACAAAACUGAAUUGACCAAGUACUAUGUAGAGGCCAAAGAUAACGUACGUUUCCUAUCAACUUUGGAAAGGCAUUUUAAGAAUCUAUCGCAAGGUAACAGCUUCCAAAUCGUUGUCGAUACUAUCCCUUCGCUGAUGACUGCCUUACACAUGGUCUGGAUCAUUUCUCGUCAUUACAACAAAGACGAAAGAAUGGUGCCAUUGAUGGAGCGCAUUGCCUGGGAAGUGGCUGAAAGAGUCGCCAGAGUGAUCAACGUGAGGAAGAUUCUCAGAGAGCCUCCGAUGGUCAUAAAGAAGAAGACAUCAGAAGCCAAACAGUCGCUCAACAUAUGGAAAGACUCAUAUUUUGAAGUGCGUGCGAAGAUCGAAGCAUCUGGAAGAGAUGCUAGAUGGGAAUUUGAUCGAAAGAGACUGUUUGAGAGGACCGACUACAUGGCCAAAAUCUGCGAAGACCUUUACGAAGUGGCACAGGUGAUGGAGGAAUUUUACAACAUAUUUGGACCUGAACUUAAAGCAGUGACUGGCGACCCAAAGAGAAUUGAAGAUGUGCUUAAGAGAGUUGAUGCUUUAAUUGUUCCUAUCGAAUCUGUUGCUUUUGAUCCAUUCAGCACACGACAUUCGAACAGUUGGAAUAACGUGAUAAGCUGGUUCAGAAAGCAAGUUGUCGCCAUUGAAAACGAAGCAAAACACUUCAUCGACGAUUCUUUUAAAACUCUGCGAUCAGCAGAAGGAGCUUUCGACAUGCUGCUGAAUUUCAGGCAUAUUCGCUCGAGAGAGGCCAUAAAUUCUCAAAUGAUGAGAAAAUUUAAUGACAUACUAUUGCAGUUUGGAAAAGAGGUUGACCAAGCUUUCGACAUGUUCAAGGAAUACGAAGCGUCGCCCCCUGUAUCAAAAAACCAACCACCUGUAGCAGGCGCAAUUAUGUGGGAGCGUUCCCUGUUUCAUCGUAUUAAGAGAACAGUGUUAAAGUUCCAAACAAUGGAGGAAAUGCUGAGUACUGAAACUGGCAAGCAGGUGAUAAAGAAGUACGUAUCGGUUGCUCGUGUUAUGAAAGAAUACGAGGAGAAGAAGUAUGCCUCAUGGCGAGAAAACCUCGAAUCGACACUUAUGUCGUACUUGAAGAGGAACCUUCUUGUUAGAGUUAGUACCACAGCAGCUAGCGCCAGAGCACAUGUCAUGGGUGAGGAGGAAAGGCCAGCUUUCGAGGAGGCGGAAGGAACUGCAUCUCUAACGGCACUGGGACAAGUCCAAAACUACACUCGUUACGCUGUCGAAUUUGCUCCUGAGCUAUCCGAAAUAAUCACAGAAUCAAAGUAUUUGGAACAACUUGGUUAUUCAAUACCAGAACUAGCCAGAAAUGUUGCACUGCAGGAGGACAAAUACAAUCAAUAUGUCGAUGGCCUUAAGCGCAUGCUCAACAGAUAUGACGUUUGCUUAUGCAUCAUGAAUAACGCUGAGGUGCAACUUCUAGACGACCACAUUAAAGAUCUCCAACGAGUGCUGAAGCCUGGAGCCAAAAGGUUGAACUGGAAUUCGCUUGGUAUCUCUGAUUUUGUCACUAAAUGUGAACAAGCGAUAAGCAAGUUUGAGUCUUUGAUGAACCAAGUUCAGAAGAAUGCUAAAGACAUUAACAGCCGACUUUCUGCUAUGGAGAAAACAGUGCUGUUCAAAAGACCUUCAAAGACCAACGGAGUUGCUUAUCUUGACGCAAAGGAUUACUUUGAGUUCUUAAGAACCCACAGAACCAGAGAGAUGGAGGUUCUUGCUCGGAAAUAUCGUGCCAUUGGACCCCUGCUAACAAAGAUGGAAGGCCUGGUCGCCCACACGAACACAGGCAAAUCACCAAAGAUGCAUUCUUAUUAUGCCUAUUGGGAAUCGCGAAUAUAUGACGCACUGUUAAAGUUAAUCACAAGAAACCUACAACUGUUUAUCAACCAGCUACAAUCGAAGCAACCUCUGUUUCAAAUGGAGACUGUGCUUUCUGCUCCUGAAAUUGGCCUUUCCCCGCCUGCCGGGGAACUCCGUAACAUGAUGAUGCAAGCAGCCAGGGAAACAGUAGAAAGCACUAAACUAUUUGUUCGUUGGAUGCAUGGCACGUGCAUAGAGACGCCACCACAGAAGGCUGAGGGAGAGGAUGAGCCUGUUAUCUUCACGUUCUUCACUGACUUUUCGGUAACACCAAGCGUGCUCGACCUCUUUCUCUCAAUAUCAAAAAUGGUGCAAACAUCACUUGGAGGCGUUCUGAAGUAUCUGAGUAGGUGGAAGAGAUAUCGACUUCUCUGGAGCAGAGAUAAGGCAUCUCUGAUGGAGAGAUUUGCAUCUAAAAAGCCGACCUGUGUACAGUUUGAUGACAAACUUCAGUUUUACAGAAAUCUAGUUACUGAGAUUGGAUCUCAAGGGAUGACAAGAGAUAUUGACUUUGUACAUCUAAAUCUUGAACCACUUUCGAUCAGCAUUCGGAAUUCAGCAAGAGAAUGGAUGGAGGCAUUUGGGAAAAUGCUGAAUGAAAGCGCAAGGGAAAACCUUAACACACUGAAGGCUGAGCUUGAGACUCUCUCUAAUGAUCUAACCCGUCCACCUGAUACACUGGAAGACCUGAAAUUCGUUCUUGGUGUCAUUGCAAAGAUCAAAGACAUACAACUGAACGUGGAAUUUCGAAUUUUUGACAUUCUGGAAAGAUAUCGUACACUGCAGAUGUAUAACAUUGAGGUUCCAGAGAGUGAGCUCGAUUUAUCAAAUAAUAUUUCAAACAUAUGGGAGUCACUCUUCCAUCAAGGAAAAGAGGUUGACCUCAGUCUGGUUUCUGUGAAAGCGAAAUUUACAGAGCUAACAUUGGAACAAGUGAAUGAAUUCACGGCUGAAGUGAGUAAAUUCAGAGAAAGUUUCGUCAACGAGGGACCUGGGGCUGUUGGCAACGACUUGGAUGCAGGUGUCGAGAUGUUAAAGAGAUACAAGGAAGAGUACUUGAAGUUUGAAAAAGAAAGACAGGAGCUAACGAAUGCAGAGCGGCUGUUUGAUUUGAAUAUAACCAUGUAUCAGGACAUGCAGCAAAUGGAGCGAGAAAUAAAAGGAAUGGAAAUGAUUUACUCAAUCUACGAAAAACAGAAGGCUGCUCGUGAUGAAUGGGCAAACACCCUGUGGGCCAACCUUGACGUCACAUUGCUUUCUGACGGUAUCGAUGGCUUUAUCAAGCAACUCAGGAGGUUACCUCGUGAGAUCAAGGCAUUCCCAAUUUGUCACAUUCUAGAGGAGAGGAUGAAGGAAUUCAAGAACUCGAUCCCGUUGUUCUCCGAUUUGAAAAGUGAAGCUCUGAGAGAAAGGCAUUGGCGAAAACUUAUGGAGUUGACAAAGAUGGACUUUGACCUCAACCCAGAUUCAUUCACCUUGGAAAACAUGUUCGCAAUGGAGUUGCACCGUUUCCACGAUAUCAUCGCAGACAUUACCGCAAGUGCCUCAAAGGAACUCAGCAUCGAGAAAGGGAUAAACGAAGUGGCAGAGACCUGGAACAACAUGAAGUUCUCUGUACCCAAAUACAUGAAAGGCACCCAAGAGAGAGGCUUCAUUCUUGGUUCCGUCGACGAUAUAUUGCAAAUACUUGAUGAUAACUCCAUGAACCUGCAGAGCAUGACAGCUUCAAGGUUUGUUGGGCCUUUCCUUGAAAGUGUCAACAAAUGGGAAAAGAAUCUAUCGCAUAUCAGUGAAGUUGUUGAGGUAUGGUUGGUGGUGCAGCGGAAAUGGAUGUACCUUGAGAGCAUUUUCAUUGGAGGAGACAUCAGAGCACAGCUACCAGAAGAAGCUAAGAAAUUUGAUGAUAUUGACAAAGUCUUCAAGAAGAUUAUGAAUGAAACUGCUAAAAACUCCAAAGUCUUGGAAGCAUGUCACGCAGCGAAUCGACUAGAGACCAUGCAGUCAUUGGCGACUGGACUAGAAAAAUGUCAAAAGAGCCUUAAUGAUUAUUUGGAUAGCAAAAGGAAUGCCUUCCCGAGGUUCUUUUUCAUAUCAGAUGAUGAGCUACUGUCUAUCUUAGGCAGCCACGAACCAACUUGUGUUCAAGAGCACAUGAUCAAGAUGUUCGAUAACAUCGCAAAACUUCGCUUCGAAGAUGGCAAUGGAAACGAAAAGGUUGCGACAGCAAUGAUAUCAAGUGAGGGUGAAGUGAUGGAAUUCAAGCAAGGCAUAUCAGCUGAAGGCAGAGUAGAAGAUUGGAUGACAAAAGUUCUUGAAGAAAUGAGAAGGACAAACCGACUCAUAACUAAAGAAGCAAUUUUCAAGUACUGCGACGGGAUUUCUAGGCCUGAUUGGAUGCUUAAGUACCAGGGCAUGGUUGUCCUAGCCGGGAGUCAAGUAUGGUGGACUUGGGAAGUCGAAGACGUGUUCGAAAAAGUUCGCAAAGGGGACAAAAUGGGAAUGAAAAAUUAUGCCAAGAAAAUGCACAAGCAGAUAGAUGACCUUGUCGUUAAGAUCCGGUCAAGCUUAUCAAACAACGAUCGCAAGAAGUACAACACAGUAUUGAUUAUCGAAGUUCACGCAAGAGACAUAAUUGAUCGAUUUGUCAGAGACAGCAUCAUGGAUUCAAGAGAAUUUGAAUGGGAAAGUCAGCUGAGAUUUUACUGGAAGCAGCAACCAGAUGAAUUGAUGGUGAUGCAAUGCACCGGGGAAUUUGGUUACGGAUAUGAAUAUAUGGGGCUGAAUGGAAGGCUUGUAAUUACGCCGUUGACAGAUAGGAUUUAUCUUACAAUCUCUCAGGCAUUGUCAAUGUACCUUGGUGGUGCACCAGCUGGACCUGCUGGUACUGGUAAAACUGAAACAACGAAAGAUUUGGCAAAAGCUCUUGGGCUACUUUGUGUUGUUACAAACUGCGGAGAGGGCAUGGAUUUUAAAUCUAUUGGAAAGAUUUUCUCCGGCCUGGCACAGUGUGGAGCUUGGGGUUGCUUUGAUGAAUUCAAUCGUAUUGACGUAUCAGUCUUGUCUGUGAUUUCGACACAGAUAAAAACGCUGCAGAAUGCUCUUGCUUCUAAGCUGAAACGACUACAGUUUGAAGGGACUGAGAUCAAUCUUGAUCAUCGAAUGGGCAUCUUCAUCACAAUGAACCCUGGCUAUGCAGGUCGAACCGAGCUACCAGAGAGUGUGAAGGCGCUUUUUAGACCAGUUGUUUGCAUUGUGCCAGAUCUUCAGCAGAUUUGCGAAAUCAUGCUUUUUUCAGAGGGCUUUUUGCUGGCGAAGGUGCUUGCCAAAAAGAUGACCGUUCUCUACAAACUUGCUGCAGGACAAUUGUCAAAGCAAUCUCACUACGAUUUUGGCCUACGAGCCUUGAAGGCAGUUUUAGUCAUGGCUGGCGAAUUGAAACGAGGAUCUCCUGAUUUGCCUGAGGACGUGGUGCUCAUGCGCGCACUUCGUGAUAUGAAUCUGCCCAAGUUCGUGUUUGAAGACGUACCGCUGUUUCUCGGAUUGAUUGCCGACUUGUUCCCAGGACUCGACUGCCCGCGUGUGCGGUAUCCAAACUUUAAUGAUGCUGUGGAAUCUGUUCUUCAAGACAACCGCUAUGUUUUGCUCCCUGAACAGGUUGAUAAAGUGGUGCAGAUGUAUGAGACGAUGCUGACGAGGCACACGACAAUGAUUGUUGGGCCGACUGGCGGUGGGAAGUCAGUUGUUAUAAAUACGCUAUGUCAAGCACAGACUAGGCUCGGUCUUCCAACCAAGUUAUACACGAUGAAUGCAAAGGCCUGCUCCGUCAUUGAGCUUUAUGGUACCCUUGACCCAAUAACACGUGACUGGACGGAUGGAUUGCUGUCGAAUAUUUUCAGGGAAGUAAAUAAACCAACAGACAAAAGUGAAAGAAAGUACAUACUUUUUGACGGAGAUGUGGACGCACUCUGGGUUGAAAACAUGAAUUCUGUUAUGGAUGACAAUAAGCUGCUUACGCUGGCAAAUGGUGAAAGAAUCAGACUUCAGAAGCAUUGUGCUUUGCUGUUCGAGGUUGCUGAUUUGAAAUAUGCCUCGCCUGCAACUGUCUCCAGGUGUGGAAUGGUGUAUGUGGAUCCAAAGAACCUUGGCUACAGACCAUUUUGGGACAAGUGGUGUAGCGCGAGAGUCAAUAAAAACGAGCAAAAGGAGUUGAUGAAUUUGUUUGAGAAGUAUGUGCCCCAGUGCAUCGAUCUUGUUCUAGAAGGCAUUGUCGAUGGCAAGCAAGGAAAGAGGCUCAAAACGAUUGUUCCACAGACAAACCUGAAUAUGGUCACCCAGCUAGCCAUGAUGCUCAAUGCUCUCCUGCCAGCACCGGAAACAAACACAUUUGCUGGACAAGAUAUAAUCGAAGGGAUAUUCAUAACAUCUCUGAUAUGGUCAGUCGGCUCUUGUCUCCUAGAAGACGGCCGUUUAAAGUUCGAUAACUAUGUUAAGCGUCUUUCCGCCCUUUCCACUAAUGCAUCUGAAGGAGUGACAGUCGGACCGGGUGAGAUCCCGACAGCCCAGCCGACAUUGUACGAGUAUUACUUCGACGUGGAGAAGUCCAAAUGGGUGCCUUGGGUGAGCGUCGUGCCGAACUAUGUACACGACCCAGUUAUAAAAUUCAACGAAAUUCUCGUGCCGACAGUAGAUACUUGCAGAAGUAAGUGGUUGAUAGAGCUGAUGGUUGGCAUACAGAGGCCAGUAGUCUUGGUUGGUGAGACAGGGACAUCGAAAACAGCCACAGUGCAGAGCUUUUUGCGAAAACUCGAUACGGAUACAUACCUGCAACUAAACAUAAAUUUUUCUUCGCGAACAACAUCGAUGGAUGUUCAACGGAAUUUAGAGGCAAACGUUGAGAAAAGAACCAAAGAUACGUAUGGUCCUCCUAUGGGAAAAAAACUUUUGGUGUUUAUUGAUGACAUGAAUAUGCCGCAGGUGGAUACCUAUGGUACACAGCAGCCAAUUGCCUUAUUGAAGCUGCUCCUUGAAAAGGGGGGAAUGUAUGACAGAGGAAAAGAACUCACAUUCAAGCAUUUCAGGGACAUUGGUUUCCUUGCAGCAAUGGGAAAGGCCGGAGGAGGAAGGAAUGAAGUGGAUCCUCGAUUUCUCACGUUGUUCAGUGUGUUUAACAUGACAUUUCCGUCAGAAGAGUCACUUAAAAAGAUAUACUUCUCCAUACUGGAUGGUCACUUAGCUCCGUUCAAAAAGGAAAUCCGAAAUUUGACAAGUCCCAUCACCAACUGUACUCUAGAGCUGUACUCAAAGAUCGUGCACGAGCUGCCACCAACGCCAUCGAAGUUCCAUUACAUAUUCAACCUUAGAGAUUUGUCUAGGGUUUACCACGGACUGUGCCUGACAACGCCAGAUCGGUUCAGUGAGCCACAACAAGUGAUUCGAGUUUGGAGGAAUGAAUGUCUGCGGGUGUUCUAUGAUCGCUUGAUCAAUGAUAAUGACAAAGACCUUGUCCAGGGACAUUUAAAACGUCUGGUUGAAGAACAUUUUGCGGAUCAUUCCUCAGUGGUGCUUCGAGACCCAGUAUUGUAUGGAGACUAUCGCAAUGCAUUAACAGAAGAGCCUAGACUUUACGAAGAUGUAGUCGAUUAUACAGCUUCUAAGGCCAUCUUUGAAGAGAUUCUUGAAGAGUAUAACGUUGAUAGAAAUGCAAUGAGCCUCGUUCUAUUUGACGACGCAUUAGAGCACCUUACGCGCAUUCAUCGUGUUAUCCGCAUGGAUCAGGGGCACGCUUUGCUUGUCGGCGUGGGUGGCAGCGGAAAGCAAAGUCUCACUCGACUGGCCGCCUUCGCUGCUGGCUGCGAUGUAUUCGAAAUAACGCUGACUCGUGGAUAUGCUGAGAACGACUUUAGGGAAGAUCUGAAAAGCUUGUACCAAAAACUUGGAAUGGAAGACAAAAAAAUGGUAUUUUUAUUCACUGAUGGUCAUGUUGCCCAAGAAGGUUUCCUGGAAUUAAUCAAUAACAUGCUCACUUCCGGAAUGGUCCCUGCAUUGUUUGCAGAUGAUGAAAAAGAAGCCAUUCUCAAUCAGAUACGCCCCGAAGCGCAGAAACAUGGCGUAGGACCGAGCAGAGAGGCGGUAUGGCAGUUUUUUGUAACUAAGUGUGCAAACAACCUACACAUCGUGUUGGCCAUGUCGCCCGUCGGCGAUACACUGAAGACGCGGUGCAGGAACUUCCCAGGCUUGGUUAAUAACACCAGCAUCGACUGGUUUAUGGCGUGGCCGCAACAAGCUCUCUUUGCUGUAGCUUCGCGAUUUCUUGAAGAACAAAACAAGAUACCCGAUGAAUACAAGGACAAUGUCAUUGAACACGUGGUCAAAGUUCACGGAUCGGUUGGGGUUUACAGCAAAAUGUUUCUACAAAAACUUCGAAGAGUCAAUUACGUCACUCCAAAGAAUUACUUGGACUUCAUCAAAACGUAUGUUCGACUGCUGGAAGAAAAAGAUCAGUUCGUGCUUGAACAGUGUCGACGUUUAGAUGGAGGUCUGUCAAAACUGUUAGCUGCAAGUGAGCAGUUGGUGGAGUUAAACGAAAAAUUGGAGAUUCAAAAGGUAGCUGUGACGGAGAAAACUGAGGCCUGUGAGAAACUUUUGGAGGAGAUCACACAGAAGACGAACCAGGCUAACGAGAAGAAGGAAAUGGCUGUAGGCAAACGAUCAGAGAUUGCUGAAGAGAAAAUAAAAAUAUCAGAAGAAAAGGCCGAAGCCGAAGAUGCCCUUGCGGAGGCCUUGCCCGCGCUUGAAGAGGCCCGUCUUGCAUUGCAGGAGCUUGACCGAUCAGACGUCACUGAAAUCAGAACGUUUUCAAAGCCACCCAAACCAGUGCAGCUAACACUGGAGUGCAUUGUCAUACUGCGAGGCAUCAAGGAUGUAUCAUGGAAGACUGCCAAAGCAAUGAUGUCCGAAUCUGGUUUUCUGAAAUCUCUUCAAGACCUCGAUGUCGAUGGCAUUUCCUCUGGUCAGGUAAGAAAUGUGAAGGGAUUGCUAAGAGAAAUGGAUACUCCGAUCGAUCAAAUGAAAGAAAUAAGCAAAGCUGGCGCUGGUUUACUGAAAUUCGUAUGGGCAAUUAUGGGAUAUUGUGAUGUUGCAAAGACCAUCAAACCGAAGAGAGAAAAGGUUGCACGGCUUGAGAGAAAUUUCAUGCAGAGCAAAAGAGACCUUGAAAGAAUAGAAAAAGAAGUUGCUGCUAUCGAGGCUCUGUUGAAGUCCCUCGGGGAUAAGUAUGAAGAAGCAAUGAAAGAGAGGCAGAGUCUGCAGGAAGAGGCCAACAUUAUGGAACGGAGGCUGAUUGCAGCUGACAAACUUAUAUCAGGCCUCGGAUCAGAGAAAAUCAGGUGGACGGAAGACCUUGAAGAGCUCAAAAAGCAACGCAAGCGUUUACUUGGUGACUGUUUACUUGGAGCAGCCUUUCUUAGCUACCUCGGCGCUUUCAGCUGGGAUUUCAGAAACGACUUGUUACGCAAGGAAUGGGAAGCAGAUAUAUUGGCGAGGGAAAUACCAAUCAGCCAGCCAUUUAAGUUGGAUACAUUGCUAACGAGCGACGUGGAGAUAAGCAAGUGGACAUCGGAGGGUCUUCCUCCUGAUGAGUUGUCCAUCGAAAAUGGCAUUCUCACAACUCAGGCGAGCAGAUACCCUCUUUGUAUCGAUCCCCAACAGCAGGCAUUGAACUGGAUUAAGAAGAAAGAAGAAAAGAACAAUCUCAAGGUACUUACUUUCAACGAUCCAGAGUUCUUGAAGCAGCUUGAACUUGCAAUCAAAUACGGUUUUCCAGUGCUCUUCAAGGACGUUGAUGAAUACAUCGACCCAGUGAUUGACAAUGUCCUUGAGAAAAACAUCAAAGGUGAAGCUGGACGACAAAGCGUAAUUCUUGGUGACAAAGAGAUCGACUACGAUCCUGCCUUUAGGCUCUACCUGAAUACGAAGCUGUCCAAUCCAAAGUACACACCGGCCCAUUUCGGAAAAUGCAUGGUUGUCAAUUACACGGUUACUCUUAAGGGCCUUGAAGAUCAGUUGUUAAGUGUGAUUGUUGGCUUUGAGCGGAAAGAGUUAGAGGAACAAAGAGAGAGGCUCAUUCAAGAAACAAGUGAUAAUAAGCGCCUACUGAAAGAUCUAGAAGACACGCUUCUCAGAGAAUUGGCAACAUCAACUGGAAACAUGCUUGAUAAUGCAGAAUUGGUGCAAACAUUGGAAGACACAAAGGGAAAAGCUACGGAAGUAGCCGAAAAACUCAAGCUUGGAGCAAAAACGGCGAAGGAUAUUGACAAACUUAGGGAUGGAUAUCGACCAGCAGCGAAACUGGGUGCUGUGCUUUUUUUUGUGCUUGCAGAAAUGUCAAAUAUCAACUCCAUGUACCAGUAUUCGCUUAAUUCAUUUUUGGACGUGUUUGGUCUCUCGCUUAGAAAGAGCUUGCCAGAUUCCAUAUUGACAAAACGGCUGAAGAACAUAAUGGACACGCUAACAGUCAACCUCUAUAACUACGCCUGCACUGGUUUGUUCGAGCGACACAAGUUGUUAUUCUCGUUCCAAAUGACUGUGAAAAUAAUGGAGGCGGAUAACAAGAUGAGUCAUGAUGAGCUGGAUUUCUUCAUCAAGGGAAACAUUGCGCUUGAGAAGGGAGCAAGAAAAAAGCCUCAUGCUUGGUUGACCGAUCAGGGAUGGGAGGAUAUUCAAAAACUUACUACCGUCGUCCCUGAUAAAUUCUCUAAUCUUGCCGACAGCAUAGAGAGAAACGGAAAUGUUUGGAAAGAGUGGAACGAUUUGGAUGCACCAGAGUCAGCACAGUUCCCUGAAAACUACGAGGAAAGCUUGACGGAUUUCCAGAGGCUUCUUCUCUUGAGAUGCUUCAGAGUGGAUCGCAUUUACCGUGCAAUAACAAGCUUUGUGAUCGGCAGAAUGGGCGAAAAGUUUGUGACACCACCGGUUAUUAGCUUCGAAGCAAUAUUUGAGCAAUCAACGCCCUUUUCGCCAAUCAUAUUCAUUCUGAGCCCCGGUUCGGAUCCAGCAAGUGACCUCAUGAAAUUGGCAGAGAGAUCUGGCUUUAGUGGAAACAAGCUAAAGUUUUUAGCCAUGGGUCAGGGUCAAGAAAAGCUUGCUCUGCAACUGCUAGAAACAGCAAUAAGCAGAGGACAUUGGCUAAUGUUGCAGAACUGCCAUCUCUUAGUAAAAUGGUUGAGGGAGCUGGAAAAGGCCUUGGAGAGGAUCAACAAGCCACAUCCUGAUUUCCGGCUUUGGCUCACAACAGACCCCACUCCACAAUUCCCGAUCGGAAUUCUACAGAGAUCUCUCAAGGUUGUUACUGAGCCACCGAAUGGGCUGAAGUUGAACCUUAGGAGUACAUACCACAGGAUAACAAACGCUGUUUUGGCAGAGUGUCCCCAUACGGCAUACCCUGCACUUGUGUACGUGCUAGCCUUCUUCCAUGCUGUUGUACAAGAAAGGCGAAAGUAUGGAAAGAUAGGCUGGAACAUCCCAUACGACUUCAACGAGUCAGACUUCCGUGUUUCGAUGCAGCUGCUUGGCACAUACCUCACAAAAGCAUACGACUUGGCUGAAAGCAAAGUACCGUGGGGCAGUCUCAAGUAUCUCAUUGGAGAGGUCAUGUAUGGUGGUCGUGUCAUUGACGACUUUGACAGACGAGUUGUCAACACAUAUAUGGAUGAAUAUAUGGGAGACUUCAUUUUUGACACGUUCCAGCCGUUCCAUUUUUAUGUGGAUGAAUCUGUUGAUUAUUCUAUUCCCAAACCGGGCAAUGAAGCGGAAGAGCCAAAGAAAGUCGAAGACAAAAAAUCCAAAGGCAACAAUUCUAAAAAAGAGGGCAUAAGACCCGAAUGUAAUCGUGAUGUUUACAUGGACAUAAUUGAGUCGUUGCCAUUGUCAAAUACUCCCAACGUGUUCGGUCUACAUGCAAACGCCGAGAUCGGAUACUACACAAGUGCUGCAAAAGACAUUUGGGCGCAUUUGGUGGAGCUACAGCCGCAGACUGGAAUUGACAGUGGAGGGAUAAGCAGGGAGGAGUUCAUCGGCAAAAUCGCGUCCGACAUUCAAAGCAAGCUGCCUCAGCAGUAUGACGUCCCACAAAUCAAGAAGCAAAUCUCUGAGAUGACACCAACCACCAUCGUCUUGCUGCAAGAGCUUGACAGGUUCAAUGUGCUCAUUUCAAAAAUGGCGACAACCUUGAUGAAUUUGCAGCGGGCCUUGGCUGGGGAAGUUGGCAUGGACAACGAGCUAGACGAGGUAUCAAGAGCACUAUUCAAUGGCCAGUUGCCACCAAGUUGGCGCAAAUUGGCACCAGCAACGCUGAAGACCCUCGGUAGCUGGAUUGAGCAUUUCUUACACCGCCAUGAACAGUACACCAAAUGGGUUAACGACGGCGAGCCUCCAGUCAUCUGGCUCUCUGGGCUUCAUAUCCCCGAAUCGUAUCUAACCGCUCUGGUCCAAGCCGCUUGCCGCAAAAACGCCUGGCCGCUUGAUCGCUCGACAUUAUACACGUGCGUUACGAAAUACCAAACAACCGACGAAGUUACGGAGCAUGCGCACACCGGAUGUUUUAUUCGAGGGCUCUACUUAGAAGGAGCGUCUUGGGAUCUUAAUUCCUCGUGCCUGGGUGUGCCGAGGCCAAAACAGCUGGUCGAAGAGCUUCCGAUUUUAAAAGUCAUUCCAAUUGAGGCUCAUAAGCUCAAGUUACAGAACACGUUUAGGACACCAGUAUAUGUGACUUCAGAAAGACGGAACGCAAUGGGUGUCGGUCUGGUUUUCGAAGCAGAUCUUGCGACACACGAGCAUGUUUCUCAUUGGGUUUUGAAAGGUGUUUGCCUGACCUUGAACUCUGAUUAGAACGGGUUGUCCUAACUUGCUGUACAUAGUUGCAUUUGUAAACUGCAUUUCAGGAUUUAAACAGAUUGGUAACAUUGUAAAUACAAAGCAAAUUUGAACUUUUACCUCCAAAAAGCGAAACGUUUUCAUUUCAUCUAAAUAUAAUCAGACGUCUUAAUAUCAUCUUUUCUUAAUGACAUCGACAUCAAAAUAAUAUAUAUUUAAUUGGAGAAGAAAAAUAAACCGAUGGCAAUAAAAUUACAAAAAAAUUGAUUGUAAAAGUCAAAUUUGUUUCCUCUACUUUAAUGAUUGUUUUUAACUGUUAUCUAUUUUUUGUUCAGGUAA
Rhopilema esculentum is the source of this 14580-nucleotide messenger RNA. RefSeq names its product dynein axonemal heavy chain 10. Lineage: Eukaryota; Metazoa; Cnidaria; Scyphozoa; Rhizostomeae; Rhizostomatidae. The record is from RefSeq and is a predicted model, not a curated record. Gene Ontology annotation, molecular function: minus-end-directed microtubule motor activity; dynein light intermediate chain binding; ATP binding. Gene Ontology annotation, cellular component: dynein complex. Gene Ontology annotation, biological process: microtubule-based movement.